AAUAAAACUUUAGCACUCUAUUAUAGAAUAAUAAUAACUCAUAAUUCAUUGAAUCAAUGAAGACAAAACCUUCUUCCACCAAACCGGCGGAGCAACGGCGGAGCAACCGCCACCGUUAUACAAAAUUCCACAUCUUCACCACCGUCUGUUUAACAGCAAUAAUAUUCACCUACAUGUUCAACAGAAACACUUUCAUUUCAAACAUAUCAUUCAACUUCAACCCAAACACCACCAUCCCAAUCCCCUCAAAUCUUUUCAACAACCAAACAUUCAUCAUAAACCAAUUAAAAUCCACUUCCACCAUCCAAAACCCAGUCUUGAUCGUCAAAGAACUCAUCAUCCAACAAUCCAAGAAUGUUCCAAAACCCGAAUUCGAUAUACUAAACUCGAAUCAAGAAUUCGAAACCCGGGCUCAAGAUUUCUUCAAAGAUUGUAAACUUAGAUUCUUCAUGACAUGGAUUUCAUCAACUUUCAAAUUCUUUGGAGAAAGAGAGUUUCUUGCUGUGGAUGCUCUUUUUAAAUCCAACCCGGAUAGCUGUUUGAUGAUAUUAUCAAACACUAUGGACUCAGAUUACGGGUUUCAAAUCCUGAAACCCGUAACUGACCUUGGGUUCCAGGUCCUAGCCCUGGAACCUGACUUUAACUUUUUGUUUGAUAACACCCCCGCGAAAGCAUGGUUUGACCAUAUUAAGAAUGGUAACCGUGAUCCGGGGGAGAUCCCAUUAGCACAAAACUUGUCGAAUUUGAUUCGACUCGUUGUUCUUUACAAAUAUGGUGGUGUGUAUAUAGAUACCGACUUCAUUGCUAUGAAAGAUUUCAGCGGUUUACGCAACUCGAUUGGAGCUCAAAGUGUGUCUACAUUGGGCAACUGGACAAGGUUAAACAAUGCUGUUUUGAUAUUUGAUAAAAACCAUCCUUUGUUAUACAAUUUUAUUGAAGAAUUUGCGUUGACUUUUGAUGGAAACCGGUGGGGAUACAAUGGGCCUUAUCUUGUUUCAAGAGUAGUUGAAAGGGGAGCAGGGAAAAUGGAUAAAAACUUCAGUGUUUUGCCUCCUGCAGUGUUUUAUCCGGUGGACUGGACUCGAAUUGGCGGGUUGUUCAGGCGGCCGGUUAACCGGGGUCACAUGAGGUGGGUUGAGGCCAAGGUGGUGCAACUGAAAGAGUCCAGUUAUGGAGUUCAUCUUUGGAAUAAACAGAGUAGGAGGUUGAGAAUUGAAGAAGAUAGUAUUAUGGCAAGAUUAGUUUCUGAAUAUUGUGUAGUUUGUAAAAGUUUUAAGAAAAGUCAAAGACUUUCUGAAACUGAAUUUUUGAUGGAGUGAUUUUUUUUUUGAAAGAAUCAUGAGAUGUAAAUAACAUGAUUCAUAAGUUUUGUUGUAGGUUAAAGAGAGUAUACUUGUAAAAUUCUGUAUAAUGAUUGAAGAAAUCUAUGAUGUGUUGCAAGAUAUGUACUUGUAUUACGAAAUGAAAAGAAAAAACAAAAGUUUGUUA
Messenger RNA from Helianthus annuus (common sunflower), 1488 nucleotides. Its product is annotated as lactosylceramide 4-alpha-galactosyltransferase. NCBI's taxonomy places the organism in Eukaryota, Viridiplantae, Streptophyta, Magnoliopsida, Asterales, Asteraceae. The record is from RefSeq and is a predicted model, not a curated record. The transcript has a single exon. The coding region runs from base 57 to 1319 and encodes 420 amino acids.